AUGGUAUUAGGAAUUUUAUCAGUUGGUCGAUACUUCAUAGUUUAUUCGAAAAUACCAAGAUGUUUAUAUAUAAACUGGACACGAAUAAGCCUCAACACGACUGUCUUUCAUUUUCAGGAGAUAGCUUUGAUUGUUCAAGCACUUCUAGGUGAUAGACGAUUCACAUUUCGAAAUGAUCAACAUGUACUCUGUGGAUCGAUAAUUGGCAUGUUAAUUAUCUGGCUGCAUUUGCUUGUUUCAACGGAG
Messenger RNA from Trichobilharzia regenti, 246 nucleotides. The record is from the annotation of a GenBank genome assembly. Lineage: Eukaryota; Metazoa; Platyhelminthes; Trematoda; Strigeidida; Schistosomatidae.